ACCUGGCUUCCGCUUCCUCCCGCCUGAGGAAGAUGGCGGCGGCCUCGGCUUCAGCCUCGGGCCUGUCCAAGGCCGAAUACCUGCGGCGGCGCUACCUGGAGGCCGACGGGCCGGAGGCGGACUCGGAGGCCAAGAAGCGGCGCAAGAAGAAGAAGGCGGCGAAGGAGCUGCCGCCGGGAAGGUGGGAGACGGAGGGAGGGAGGGAACAGGGAUGGAGGGCCGGGGGUGGUUGUUGGCUCUGUCUCCGCCGCGGCCACCUCCUCCUCCUCCUUCCUGCCGAUGGCGAGGAGACCCUCCUCCCUUUCCCCGCUCUGCUUUCCCCCUCCUUUUGAGGGGUAUGAACGCAUAGAAAUAUCUGCGCUUCUCUGCACGGCCUACGCCUCGCCUCGCCUACCUCGCAGGGUUGUUGUGGGUGGGGGUGUUAAGUGAGAAUGGAAGGGAGAACCAUGUGUGCCACCCUUGAGCUUCUUGGGGGCCAAAAGAAAGGGAUAUAAAUGAAUAAAUGACGGUUGAAUGCCAAAGUUCACCGCAGGGCAGCCUCGGUUGGUCAGACUGCCCGCCUUGCUUCUCAAGCCACAACGCCCAUUUGUGUUUUUAAUAGCCUUGCAAAUAUGCCCAAAUAUACUGGUCUGCAGCAUUUUUUACUUGCUUGUUGAAACGCGGCAGAUGAGGGAUGGAGCAUUGCACAGCUGGGUGGGGUGGAGGAGACCCUUCCUUGUCUAGCAGCCUGCUUGCAUUUCAUGCUGGGUUUAUGUUGUACCUGUGAAAUUCCUCCUCCUAUACGACAAAGGUGAACAAGUCCAAUUAUCUCUUUCCCACCGGACCACCCGACAGAGCGUUCCAGGCAGCCCACUUGCUCGCAUCAUCUGUGUGGCAUUUCAUGACCUUGUCUAUGCAAUUUCUGGUUUCCGAUUCCUACCAGAUUAGUGCUGGAAUGUGAGUCUUUUUAUGCCUCCACCAAUCUUCCAUUUCCCCUCUUUCUCUCCUGCUGUGUAACCAAGCCUCAGUAUCAUUCAGUAGCAUUGGCUGCCAUUCAUUCUAUUCCCUUCCUGUCUUUUCUAGGAGUUUACUGUAGCUUUCAGAUUGUAAGGUCCUAUAAGGCAGCAGUUUGUGGUCUUUGUAUGAGAAUCCUGCAAAAUGGCAAGUACGUUGAUGGUGCUGCCCAUAGAAGCCUUUAGCAUGCCACUCAGCUCUUAAAGCAGUGGACCCCACAUAAUAAGAAAAAUGAGGGUGCAGCCCACUUGUGCAUUCCGAGUUUCUAACAGACUAGUCAGAAUGUUGGGCUUGGAUGUGGGAAACCUAAUAACUAGGUAAAGGGACCCCUGACCGUUAGGUCCAGUCGUGGACGACUCUGGGGUUGCAGCGCUCAUCUCGCUUUACUGGCCGAGGGAGCCAGCGAACAGAUUCCGGGUCAUGUGGCCAGCAUGACUAAGCCACUUCUGGCAAACCAGAGCAGCUCAUGGAAACGCCGUUUACCUUCCCGCUGGAGCGGUACCUAUUUAUCUGCUUGCACUUUGAUGUGCUUUCGAACUGCUAGGUUGGCAGGAGCAGGGACUGAGCAACGGUAUAUUCUGACAGCCUAGCAGUUAUCUAGAAGAUUUAUUCAUGAGUAUGAUGGCUUAAUAAAUGGAAGUGUUUGUAAUGCUACACUGUGAUACUAAUGCGAUUUCUUAUUCUAGAGAGCUGCUCUUUUUUUCAGAGAAUACAUUUAAACAAUAUGCUGAUCUUUGAUCAUGUUAUGUUAUCUGUUUGACAUCCAGAAUUCGCAUAGUGGAUGAUGAUGACACAAGCUGGAAAAAUAUCCCUAUUGAGCAGGAAAAAGAGGAUGAGGAGGGGGAUGAUGGAGACUUGCCUGUGGUGAGUAUUUGGAGGCAGUUGGAAACAGAGUGCUUAGCUGUACCAUCACUUAUUUAAAACUGUUUAACUCUCUGAGUUAUCUCUGAGUUAUCUGAGUUAUCUCUGAGUAGUACAUCAUCUUUUCUUCUCAGUCGUGUGUAGUGAAGGUCAAUAUAAUUUCCAUUUUACUCAUUGGAAUUGGAGGGUUCAGACAAGCACAGAUGCAUUCAGUACACACUGUAACAAGGGUUGCUCAGCUGGGGAGAUUUUGGCUUUGCAGUGCGACAUGCCUCUUGGGAUUGCCCAGAUCUCCUGUCUUUCCUUCCAGGUGGCUGAGUUUAUUGAUGAGCGGCCAGAUGAAGUUAAAUGGAUGGAAGAAUUCCGAACCAGUAACAAGUGGAAGCUGUUGGGAGGUUAGUGUUCUGUAGUUCUUCUAAUGGGAUGAUUAUUUUGUGCUCUGUGAGAUACUUGCAUCAGGUUAGCGCUGCAUGUAGGCACACAGCCAAGAUGGGCACAAAUAUUUUUUUUGAGGGGGGAGUGAGGGGGUUCUUUUGUGUAGUUUUGUCUUUCUUUCUGUAGGUGUGGCAGAAGAGUGAGGUUAGGUGAACAGAGAAGUAGCUUAGUAAAUGUUAUGGAAGCGUAACCAAGAGAUAGCGGUUACUGCGCAAAAAAAAAUGAAGAUGGAAAAUAAAUACACUUUACUUAUUAGUGUUUAGGCAAUGUAGAGGUUCGUUGGGGUCUUAACAAAAUAAGACAUUACGAGUCAUAAGAAUGCAAACUGUGUCAGUAAUGGCAUCUCAUGUAGAAUUCAGCUAGUGUGAACAUUUUUGCUAUGACGUAUCACGUGUAAUCCGUUUAUCAUGACUAUGCUACAGAAGUGGGUCAACAGUGACCCUUCAAUGACAUCCCAACUCACAUCAUCCCCCAGCCAGCAUAGUUAAUGCUCAGGAAUGGUGGGAGUUGUAGUCCAGCAGUAUUUGCAGGGUGAAACAGUUUGUGGGAAGUGGAGUUUGAAAAAGAAGUUUGUGGGUUGUCAAAAUAGCCUGUUGGGGGUUUACUUUUGCUCAGGGAGGGGGUGAGCAUAGGAAUGCAGGGAGUUGCCUUAUGCCAAGUCAUACUUUGAUUCAUCCAGCUCAGUGUUAUAGGUACUGACUAGCAGGAGUCUCCCACCUUGAGAUCUUUUGCAUGGGCUCUUUUGCAUGGAAAAAUAUGUGCUCUCCUCCUGGACAGUGAUGUGAAUUUUCCAGAAAAAAAAUUUGAAUUGGGGUAAUUUGCAUUGGAAAACUUUCUGAUGCUCUAGAAGGUGAUCUAAUCUAGUGUGUUUAUUUUACUUAUACUAUAUUUAGUAAACAACACUUAGAAAGGUUGACUUUGUCUGACUUGCCUAACACUGUAUUUUCAAUUGAUGUUCAUUGUUACUAAUUACCAUAUGAGAUGGAAUGCAUUCUGCAGAAAGAUAAAGCACUGGAACAUGUUCCGCUCCACAUCACCGCUCCUGGGUUAGUUUUCUAGACAUUGCUGUCCUUUGCAUGACCAUUGCAAAAGCCACAAAACUUGCAUAUUAUCAUAAUGUUAUGGAGACAAUUCAGAGGUCUACAUAAACAUGGCUUAAAUUGCGUUCUUUUUUCAGAUCAGAAGAAAGAGCCACAAGAAUCUGAUCGUUCUGUGACUGCAAAUUCAACAAAGAGGUAAGGAGGGUAUUUAGUUGAGCAUUUAACAGCUCAUGUUUUCCUGACUAGGACACAUCUGUGGUAUAGGAGGAACAGAUGGAAAGCUCUUUAACUUGAGUAGGCUGAAAGCAAAGAGUAAGGUUACCAUAACUUCCAUCAUAGAACUUCAGUACGCUUAUGUCAACGUAGUGUGUGCACACUUGGGGGAUGAUUUCCAAACCAUCCUCCAUAUCUUUGCAGAAGCUUACAAAAAGCUUGACCUAUCGCUCAACAUCCCAAAAACCAAAGUGCUCCACCAACAAGCACAAAACAGCCUCUCUGCCACAAAUCCAACUCAAAGUUAAGACAGUGUUGUUUACUCACUGUUACGACAGUGUUCAUGAAAGACAAUCGUACUUGUCUACGAGGGAUCACCAAAGGAGGAGGAGGAGGAAGAAGAAAAGCUCCUUCAGGAUGAUUUUAACAGCUGUUGUGACAGUGGCUUUAACCUUCUGGAUUGGAGCAGCUAUUUAACAUAGUUUGUGAGUGGAAGGAAUGACUAGCACUUUAUGUUUGUAGCACACCAGCUCUAUGAAAUCUUUGAAGCUAAAGCACAAAGCUUGUUGCAGGCUCAUUGAAAACAGACUGUGUAGGCUCUGCACAGUUGAAAAGGGCACAGUAAGCCUCCCAACAUCUUUAUGAACAUAGUUAGAAGUGGGCUGGCCGUAGUGCGGAAUAAGAGGGGUGUCAAGAUAAAUAAUUAAUUGUCACAUGAUUCCAAAGAAAGAGCAUACAUGGUGGACAGUUGGCAUUCUGGCUGUGGUGGUAUUGGCAAAGAAACUGGCAGUGGCAGAGUUUUAAGUGCCAACACCAGGAGGCUGAGUCAGCCCACUGGGUGUUCUCUGGUCAGGAUUGCUUCUCCUCGCUUGCUGCCAGCCUGCUGUGUCAAAACCAUAUAAGGCAGCAAAAUUUUACUGAAAGUGACUUGCCUGUUUGAAGCUUUGACUAAUGUGCAUUUUGGUUUUCCUUCCAGUUCAGACACCACAAAACAAAAAAGAGCAAGGCAUUCGCCAGACCAGUCACCGCCGAGGAGACGUCAUGACUCUCUGGACCAAUCACCGCCCAGGAGGGUCCUCCGUGACUCGCCGGACCAGUCACCGCCCAGGAGGACCCGUUGUGACUCACCAGAUCAAUCCCCACCCAGGAGGGGCCGUCGUGACUCACCAGAUCUGUCCCCACCCAGGAGGGGCCGCCGUGACUCUCCAGAUCCAUCACCUAAAAGGCAUCAUUCUGACACAGGCAAAAAUAAUACCAGAAGCUCGCAUGGAGGCCGACAGGAACACUAUGCUGACAAGCCCUCAGCCCAUCAGAGGUGGCAAGCUACCUCUGACCUGUCACCACCCCAGAAGAAGACGCGUGAUUCUGAUGCCGUUCCGUUGGUGUCUCAGAAACGGCAGUUGCCCACAGGGGGUCUAGGAAAACAAAGCAACGCCAGAGGUGAGUAGAUUUGUGGAAGCCUUUCUCCAGAGAGGAGUAUGUUUUAGGAGAGUGAGUUAUUGGAAGUCCUGGUAAACAUCCAGUCACAUUUGAUAAUUUGUUUUGAUGCUUGUAUGCCACUUUACAGACUCUGAAGCCAAUAAACGGUCCCAUUCAUCAGCACCUUCACCGAGGAAGCGCCAGAGACAUGAUUCUGAAUCCGACUCCAGUUCUCCCCCACCCAGAAGGAGUGCCAAAACCUCCUCAGAUUCGGACCUUUCCCCACCACGGGCCUCUCGCAGUACACACUCACAGCGCCCGAGCUCUCCUUCCGACCUCUCUCCUCCCAGAAGAACACGGGGCAAGUCUUCAGACUCUGAUUUGUCCCCUCCCCGAAGAGGUCAAGAAGGCAGGAGGAAGGCCCACAGAUCCAAGAGCCCCCCUGACCUCUCACCACCUCGACGGGCCAAGGACACCAAAGGGAAGGAUGGUAUCCAAAAGGUGAGGACUUUGUUAUUCAGCAGUAAAUGUGCUGAUUCUGUUUUGUAAGCAUGACAACCAUGAUAAGAACUGCUUAAGAAUUGGUGCCAGACUUUGCUUUUUCUUCUUCUCUCCCUGCCCCUUUUCUCUUUGUGUCUUGUGUUGUUUUUUUAAUAGAUGGUAAAUCUGUAGGCAGGGAUGUCUUGUUUUAAUUGAUUAUAUCUAAACUACUCUGGGAGCCUUUUGGGCUGAAGAGCAGAGUACAAAUGCUCUAAAUAAAUAAAUAAGGAGCUGUGGAACCCUGUAAUGAUUUCCUGUAUGCUUUCCCCAUGUGCUGUGGGGAAUGAAUUCCCUCGGAGGCAGCUACACUGGAAUUGUAUUGGGUUUAGUACUUUUGUGGAACUGGCACAAGGGUAGCAUUUUUGACACAGCUGUUGUGCUGCUUUUGGCUUGCAGGGCCCUCAGAUGCUUUCGGGGGGAAAAGCUGGCUUAGUGUCAGCUGAGCUGCUGAGGAAGGAGCAGCAUGAGCUCAGGAAACAGCAAAGCAGCAGCAAACAUUUGGAAGGUGAGCUGUGGGGUGGGAGGCAGAGGUGGAGAAUGUGACUUUCUCAGGGUCACACAGUGACUUCAUGGCACAAGUAGGACAUGAAUCCAGCCCUCACCCCCGGGGUUGUAUGGGCACCUCUGUUUAAAACCCAUCAGGACAUGUCAUCCCCGCCAAGACUGGGUUAUUAUAGCAGGAAUGAAAGCGGCUUUCAGAAGGAAGUGUUCGGCUGUGACCCUCCAUAGUGGAGCAGGGCCCACCAGAGUUUUGGGCAGGUCCUCCUGCAAAUGCAGCGGUGAUGAGCUGGGACUGCUAGUUGCAGGAAUGGGUAGUUGCAGCUGCUGCAUUCUCUAAAGCAAACCACUGUCCUUUCAUACGGAUGUGGGGGGCUAUGAUUGAAAAAUGUGCAAGCCUACAGAUAUUUGACGCGGGUGGCGCUGUGGGUUAAACCACAGAGCCUAGGACUUGCCGAUCAGAAGGUCGGUGGUUCGAAUCCCCUUGACGGGGUGAGCUCCUGUUGCUCAGUCCCUGCUCCUGCCAACCUAGCAGUUCGAAAGCACAUCAAAGUGCAAGUAGAUAAAUAGGUACCGCUCUGGCUGGAAGGUAAACGGCAUUUCUGUGCGCUGCUCUGGUUCGCCAGAAGCGGCUUAGUCAUGCUGGCCACAUGACCCGGAAGCUGUACGCCGGCUCCCUCAGCCAAUAAAGCGAGAUGAGCGCCGCAACCCCAGAGUCGGUCACGACUGGACCUAAUGGUCAGGGGUCCCUUUACCUUUUACAGAUAUUUGGAGUCUAAUUGUUCACACCCAAUGAAGUUAGCACCCAGCAGAUUGAAAGGAAAUGUAGAUAGGCCUUUCACCUGUGAAACGCAAGAGCUGCUAGCAGUAGUGGUGUUGAGCCAUACGAUUUGUCUCGUCCUUGGCUCAUUGUAAGUCUAAAAGCAAAGUUCUGCAGUCCAGAGACCCGCAUUUCCUGCAAGCAGAAAAAUACCAGUUCAAUUUAUCAUUUACAGCUUUGUUUUACUACAGAAAUAAUCAAAUGUUUACUGGGUGUGCUGAGUUCACCAAACGGAUAGAUUCGAUGCUGCGACAUUUUUCAGCCCCCUGUUGUGGCUAGCUUGAAUGCCUGACUCCUUCUCCCCUGCUUCCCUCCCCCAGCUGAAUCGCGACAUGCUGAAACCGUUUUCCGGGACAAGUCAGGCCGCAAGAGGGACCUGAAGCAGGAGUUGCUGGAACAGCGCAAGAAAGCAGAGGAGAAAUCCGAGCGAGAUGAGCAGUAUGCCAAAUGGGGAAAGGGGUAAGCUGGUUGGUUCCUGUGUUCAGGGCAGAAGCCCCACUUCCCUAUCAGACCACUGAAAAAUGGGGAUGUGAAAAUUCACUUAACAGUGAGAAAGGAAGGUGUCCUAACACCAGCUCAGAAGAUUGAUCCUGACACCUCCUGCCUGUAGCAUUGAGCCACAACUGUUACCCUAAGAGAAGAGCCGCUGUGUCAAGCCUUCCUUGGUGUGUUGCUGACUUGGGCAACAGCAGGUGACCCUUCUCUCUUUCCAAACCUCCUGUAGUGUCUUGUGCAAAAAAGGCAAGAAAAAAAGUUGAGUCCAGCCGCUUAUGCCCUGCUUUGUUUUGUGCCUCUCCCUGCAGCCUCACACAGAGCCGGCAGCAGCAGCAGAAUGUGGAAGAUGCAGCGAAAGAAAUGCAGAAGCCACUGGCCAGGUACAUUGACGACCAGGACUUGGACAAGAUGCUGCGGGAGCAGGAGCGUGAAGGGGACCCCAUGGCUGAUUUUCUUAAGAAGAAGAAGGCCAAGGAGAAGAAAGAUACCAAAGGUCAGCACUUGCGGUCUCCAGGUGUUACUGGUUUGUGGCAGUGGGGAGGGUGGCUGUGGUUGACAGGAAGAGGCACAGUGCUAAUUCUCGUGCUUCCCAAAGGUCAACUCUGAUCUGUUACAGCUAAGAGGUGGAAUGUUCAGCUUGGAAAUAACUUUGACCCUAAGAGAUGCACCUAAAUUUUCAACAAUGCCUUUUGAAAAGGAUGGGGUGUCAGGAGUCAGAGGAGUGACUAAAGCUUUGUGGUGAAGAGAACUGGGCAAGAAACUCCCCCGUCAUCCUUCUCUGUUACACCCAGUCCUCACAUUCUACUUCUAAGCUCCCCUCAACAAAAAUUGCUUUCUGGGGUGGGGUGGGGGGUGGGGAGAUGUUGUUCAGGGCUGCUUCCUCUAGGAAGGCAUUUUGUGAUGGAUGGCAUAUCAGGCAUUCUGCUUUCUUGCCUUGCCUCUGUCUUCCUGUGAACCCUGUGCCUUGCACCAUGUCUUCCCCGUAAAUCACACGGUCUUUGAGGACCACUGUUGACUUCCUCUAUGUGUGUUGGGUCAGUGCUAGCAUAACUCCCUGGCUUCACUGGAAAAAAAUAAUUGUUGAAGCUGUUUGCUUAUUUUCCUUCCCCUUCUUCAGAAAAGCCAAGAUACAAUGGACCAGCACCCCCACUUAAUAGGUUCAACAUCUGGCCUGGGUAUCGCUGGGAUGGAGUGGACAGGUAAGUCUGUCUGUCUGCUAGUAAUGGUAAUAGACGUUCUCCAGUUACAAAGAACCAUGUGAUGUACCCAUGUGGCAUUUCCUACAUGCAAUAUUGACUUAUUGCUGAAACAACUUCUGGUUUUGCGUCCAUCCUCUGUCCCUGAUCAUGACACUGAAGCAGCAUCCCUAGUGGGGUUUCUUUGUGAAGUUUGCGGGUGGAUGGGAUAUCUCCAUUCAGCUGCUGUUGGCAACUUUCUCAUGACCAAGAUUUGGGGCUGGGAAAUUUGAAGGACUUGGUUGCACCGUGAAGGCCACCCAGUUCCCCCAAAAAAUCAGCCUGCCCCAGUUUUUUGUUGGGUCACCUUAUUGACAUUGUUUCUGUUCCUGUAGGUCCAACGGCUUUGAGCAGAAGCGCUUUGCCAGGAUCUCAAGUAAGAAGGCAGUUCAGGAGCUGGCAUACAAGUGGAGUGUUGAGGACAUGUGAUUUUCCAUCCUGAGAUGCGAUGGAACCUCCUCACAGUGCUGGAGAUGGAAGGAUCUCCUCUGCAACAGGGUUAAAGGGGUCCACCUAUCAAGACUGUUCCAGGUGGUUUUGGAAGGGCUUGGAGGCAGCUUGCCGUUUCCAGGCAGAAGGCGAGACUGAUGGAAUUCCUGCAGUAUAUAUAGACUGGGCAAGGAGGAGUGAGAGAGAGCCACCUGUGGUGCUGAAGCCCCAAGUCCUUUUUGGAUGGAAACCUCUGGAAAUCCACUGCUGGAAGAAACUGGUCUCUUCCAUAUUAACCUCAUGGAGCAGUUGAGGUUGCUGCCUACCCAGAGGCACCUGAGAUUUCCGCAGCUGCAGCAACCUCAAUCAGCCUUACGUAGCCACCAUGAAGAGACCAGCUUCUUCCAGCAGUGAUCCAGUGGUGAUUUACUAGCACAUUACUCACCUCCUGGCCCAGCCUCAAGUGAUUCCACAACUGCCAGCUGCUCCAGCCUCCACCUCGACUCUCCGUCUCGAGCAGGUGAUCUUUGUCUCAGCUGUAGAGGUGAUCCUUCCACUUCCAGUGAGGAGAACCCAUCAGCUCAGAUGGAAAAUACACCUCACACUAUCUCAGCACAGCUCCUGAACUGCCUCUACUGAGAUUCAUAGCUGCUUCUGCUCGCUGUUACAGGAACAGAAACAAUGCUCACCAAGGUGACCCAACAAAAAAUCAGCCUGCCCCAGUUUUUUGUUGGGUCACCUUAUUGACAUUGUUUCUGUUCCUGUAGGUCCAACGGCUUUGAGCAGAAGCGCUUUGCCAGGAUCUCAAGUAAGAAGGCAGUUCAGGAGCUGGCAUACAAGUGGAGUGUUGAGGACAUGUGAUUUUCCAUCCUGAGAUGCGAUGGAACCUCCUCACAGUGCUGGAGAUGGAAGGAUCUCCUCUGCAACAGGGUUAAAGGGGUCCACCUAUCAAGACUGUUCCAGGUGGUUUUGGAAGGGCUUGGAGGCAGCUUGCCGUUUCCAGGCAGAAGGCGAGACUGAUGGAAUUCCUGCAGUAUAUAUAGACUGGGCAAGGAGGAGUGAGAGAGAGCCACCUGUGGUGCUGAAGCCCCAAGUCCUUUUUGGAUGGAAACCUCUGGAAAUCCACUGCUGGAAGAAACUGGUCUCUUCCAUAUUAACCCCAUGGAGCAGUUGAGGUUGCUGCAGCUGUAUUUGAAAUCUCAGGUGCUUUUUCUGGGUAAGGAGCAGCAAGAGACAAGGUUUAGGAGGACUCCCUUCAUUGAAUAACGUUCCUUCUGCUCCUUGGACGGGUUUGACUGUGUUUUCUUGUAGCAGCUGGCCAUGGUUGAAACCACUGGCUGGUUUGUGACUCUGAACAUCCUGGUGUACAUAAGCACAACAUCUUCCUGCGUUUUCUGUCUUGCACUGUUGGGUGCACACACUUCUGGACUGUGCAGUUUUUGCCUGGGCGGGGAGAAUGCUUUCCCAUAGCCUUGUCCUAAAAGGACCAGCUGGAAAUCCGCACUCUUGUAUUUGAGAAUAAACUCACCUCCAACAGCAGCUCAAGGAGCUAGUUGGGAAGUCAACGUGUAGAUUUUGAAACCCUUUUACAUUUCCCCUGAAGCGUCUGCUGGUGUCACCGAAGGAGUCUCUUCUGUUCCUGCAAAACAUAGGGAAGCUAAAUGCAAAUACUUUGUCAUAGGAAAUGGGAUUCUCUGCAGCUAAAUUUUUUACAACCCUUUGUAUUUUUGAUGUACAGUUUGUAAAUAACAACUUCCUUUUCCAGUUUGGUUGUAUGCAUUUUGUAAAGUUCUGUUACCACCAUGUUUGUACCAGGGAACAAGAAAGAUUUGGGCUUGA
This is a messenger RNA of Podarcis lilfordi (Lilford's wall lizard), 10817 nucleotides long. Lineage: Eukaryota; Metazoa; Chordata; Lepidosauria; Squamata; Lacertidae. The record is from the annotation of a GenBank genome assembly.